AGAUACGCAGCCGGAAAUGCUUUCACGCUGUUUUUGAUGUGUUCUCUGUGAAUUUUCUGUAUUUUCCGUGUGUUUUACGAGCUUUUCCAGCCGCACAAUGAGCAAGGAUCAAAGAUCCGAGAGUGUUAAAGUGGUGUGCAGUAUAAAUCCGAGUAUUCUCAAGCAAUUGGGACUAGAUGGGCAGAUUAAGAGUGCCCUUGCUAAGGCUUCAACCGGCGCUUUUGAACAGCCAACGGUCAAUGGGACUGAAGUGUGGGGCCAGGAGAUGUCCAGAAUGUCUGGCAGCAGUGUGGCGAGCUCGUCUGUGGAACCCCGGAAACUCACGCAGAAAGUGUGCACAGCGGAGAGGAAGGAGGAAGUCGUGGCGCCUCAGAAGAAAAUUCUGGUGAUUAAACAGGAAACUGUGGACUCAAAUCUUGCGACGGAGAUUCUUCAGACGCUGCCCAAGAAUGACAGGAUUACAAAUAUCAUCGAGGGAAGGUUGAAAGGCCUGCCGGAGAGUAAACAUGAGCUUCCCGAGGCGGAAGGCGAUGUUGUUCUGGAGGAGAUCUGGCCAGCUCAGGAGCAGGAGUAUGUGGGAGAAGUUGUGGAGUUUCAGGACAAUUUCUAUCAGCCAGAAAUUUAUCAGGAUGGCGAAGUGUAUGAAUAUGUGAUUGAGCAUCAAGAGGAAAUCGAGGAACCUCUUCAGGAGAACUCUCAAGAUAUCCAGGAAGUUCAGGAAGUUGUCAUAGAAGAGAAGAUUAACUCAGACUCUGAAGAUAGCUUUCUGGGUUUUUGCACACCAGCCGAAAAUCCUGAGGAAAAUCCCCUUGCGAUGCCAAAAUCACAGCCUCGUCUCUACAGAUCGCUGUCAGACACAAUAGCAACUGUGAGAUCUAGAAUGUCAAUCCACAGAGAGGCGAAGGAGCUGGCAAAGUCUCUAGUGAGGAUCCCAGAGAGUCCUGGAGAGUCUGAAGAGUCGGCAGAGAGUGCAGAAACUUCUGAAGAAGAGGAGUCAUUCAAGGGAUUCUCCGAAGAGUCACAAGAUGGGAGGAUAAGUUUCCUCUUCAAGUACAUGGACAAAGAGAGAGUCAUCAAGGAUAUUUUGGCACUCAAGAGGAACUCCUUGGAUGGAAUGAUGGAUGAGUCUUUCGAGGAUAGCGAUGAGGAGAAUCCAACAAAUCCAAGUCCUGGUGAACCUGAAGGGGAAGAAGAUGCAGGAGAUGCACUUGGAAGCGCUCAUGAGAGUCCCAGGGAAGAUAUCAGGCAUUCCUUCAUUAUCACUGAGAUCGAGGACAUAGCGGAACCUCAUGUAGUUAAAUCUGAGCAACAGGAAAUAUUUCCGACCAUAAAUCCGCAAAUUCCCAUGGAAGAGGAAGUCAGAGAACCUGAAAUAGAGACUGAAGAGUAUCCAGAAAUUCCGGAAAUCAGGAUGAACAGUUUUUCGACAAGAAAUACUGAAAUUCCGAUGGAGAAAGAAGUCAGAGAACCAGAAAUAGAGUCUGAAGAAUCUCCAGAUGUUCCAGUAGUUCGAGUUAAAAUGGAGAAAACUACUGAAGAUAAUUUCUUCUUGCAGCCUGAAGAGCCUAGCAGGAGUACAAGAUCGAGAGGAAAAGUAAAGCUUAAAGACAUCAGUGUUUUUCAGGAAACUCGCCGAAUUUCCAGAAGGUCUCUGAAGUCUCAAGAGGCUCCGGAUGUACAGGCAGCGCAGGAAAGUGAAGCUGUAGAGGAAAUUCCCGUGAAAAGGAAGGCCGAAUUGAUGAAGCAAGAGCCGAAGCGUCAGAAAGUGUCCAAGAUCGCGUACAAGACUGUGAUUUGUGGUCGAUGCCAGGCCUCUGUGGCCUCAAAUGCCUGGUAUAAACACUUGUUGACACACAACGGCGUGGCGUGGAAGGAGAGCGAAGAGCAGCCCAUUGACUUCCAUGAUGACGAUGUGCGAGCCAAAGUCAUCCAGAACUUCAUGCGGAAACACCGCCUCAGCCAAGUGAGGUGCGAGAAGUGCAAAGACGUUCGCAAGUCGGGCGUUGGGCUCGUGAGUCACGAGAGAACGUGUGGGAAGUCCUCUGACGAGGUGAAGGAGACGAUGACGACGUGCGAGCACUGCUCAAAGCGGGUGCUGCCAUGCAGCUUGAAGACACAUCUGGCCAAUCACUGUUCCGUGCUGAGGAAGCUGCAGGCCAGCGAGGCUAGUGAGAAGCAGGCGGAACAGCUCAACACCACGGACACAGAGGCUGAGUACUCAGCUGCUGGACGGCUGAAGAGGAAGAGCAAGAGAGUGGCUGAGGCAAAGUUCCGCAGAGAUUUGAGUCCUGACGACAGCGAACCGUUCACGAGGAGUGAUUCUGACGCUUCAAUAGGAAUGGAAUCUUCGGAUUCUGAUGGAUCUAGUGGCGUCUCGGAGAUUAGUGAAGGGAAUCCUAGUGAUUCCGAGGAGGGUUCCAGAAGCAAGACGAGCAAGAAGAGGAGAUUAAAGAAGAAAUCGAGUCUUUUGGAGUCUAGGAAUAGGACUCUAAACGAUUCUAUGAGAAAAGCCUACACUGGAAGAUCAUGGUCUGAGUGGAGAGCGAUGAGCAGGAAAGACUUGAUGCUUUACUACAAGAGCAAUAUUGAUCAAUUCCGCAGCAUAAAUCAUAAAAUUGAUCCCAUUUUCACUGAUUGGAUGCCUAAAAUCUUGCCUACCGCUGAUAAUGAGGUGUUUAGAGAUUACCUGCCAAAAUCCACCACUUCCAUCUCCUAUGAUCAACACAAAGUGGCCAAUUACAAAGUGUCCUUCGGCGGAGCAUCCAGCAGAAACAUGUCGACACUUGAGCGCUUCGAGGGCGUCUGUGACGGCACGAAUCCUCCAAUUUUCUACUGCGGUGCCCCAAUAUUGUCACUAGACUGGCUGCCUUGUCCUCCGGAGGCGAUUCGGGGAGACAUUGUGGCCAUCUCGUGUGCCUCCAGCUUUCGCAAGCACUACGAAUACUCACACGGUGAUGCGGAGAAGACAACUAUUCAGAUUUGGAGCGUUGAGAGCGAUAAUGUUUGCUUUCUCUAUGGCAUCGCAUACGAUUGGGGACCGGUGUUCUGUCUGAAGUUCUGUCCAAGCGGAGGUUUCUCACCUGCCGGCCGGCUGGGAUUAUUGGCCGCGUCCUCGUGCAACGGGAAAAUCGCUAUUUUUGCCCUGCCGAUGCCGCCAUUGGGCGGAAAGGUGGUGAAAUUGCCACCAUCUGUGAUGCUGGAGAGUCGACAAGAGAGCUUGGUGACGAGAGUGGCGUGGUCGGAGAUGACGGGACACAACUAUGUGGCCGCAGGUCUGUCCAGUGGCCGAGUGUACGUGUGGAAAUUGGACGUUGAGUCGCGAUUGCUGAAGCGACAGAGACCAGAUCGACAGAUUAUCUAUCCCAAUCGCACCAUUUAUGCGCAUCUUUAUCCCGUGACGGCGUUGAUCUUCGGUCGUCUGGAAGACAGAAAUCUGCUGCUCAUGGGCAGUGUUGACAAGACUGUGAAGAUCUUCGAUGUGAUCGCGGACGCUGAGAUCUCCACGCUGGCCUGCAAGAGUCAGAUUACCUGUGCUGCCUGGCCACUUAAUUGGCCUAUGUACGUGUAUGGGAUUGACAACAGCUAUCAGUGGAAUCGCACAGAAGUGCAACUGAAACAGCCCUUCAACAUACCAUACGAAGAUGCCACGCUGAUUGUUCAUACGCAAGACAUCACGGAUCUUUCACUGAACGAGUGGAGGAACGCUCUGAUCAUCAGCACGGAGUCUGGAGAUAUUUGCGCCAACCUCCGGCCCUUCUACUCGCCACUGAGCAAGAAGUCCGAUCUCAUGAGACGCAUCAUUGGCUACACAGACUCCAUCCAGAUCACGGAAACCAACAGUGCAAUGCACGAUGAGGAAUCGCUAAACUAUAGCAGUGAGAAUUGCGGCAUAAUCUUCUGCGAUUUUCAAAGAGAAGUGGACUUGAAAGCUACAAAGGCGCACAGAACACGGCACAUCGCUGACUAUCCACUCACGAAGAUCAACCGGGUCGUCUUCAAUCCCAACGAGAGGAACCACACGCUGUACGCCAUCGGCUACCAGGCGGGCUUCGUGAGGGUGUGCGGACUGGGUGACUAG
This is a messenger RNA of Phlebotomus argentipes, 4078 nucleotides long. RefSeq lists its product as uncharacterized. Gene Ontology annotation, cellular component: transcription factor TFIIIC complex. Gene Ontology annotation, molecular function: protein binding. NCBI's taxonomy places the organism in Eukaryota, Metazoa, Arthropoda, Insecta, Diptera, Psychodidae. The record is from RefSeq and is a predicted model, not a curated record. Gene Ontology annotation, biological process: transcription by RNA polymerase III. The transcript is spliced from 6 exons. The coding region runs from base 98 to 4078 and encodes 1326 amino acids.